GCACGUUACGUGUUUGGGAUUUAGAAGCUUCCUGGUUUUAUUUAGUCGCUGCUGCUUUUCCUUGAUGGGGGGUAGAAUUUAAAGGUUAAAGGAGUAUCGUUAUUGAUAUAAUUUUUCAUCGUAACGAACUACAUACAUGUAGUUUAGGGCGCCGGUGUUUCACCGAUCGCAGCCUCUCGUCCUCGUAAUUCUUCUCUCCGGGUUUCUGUGUUGGUGGUGCAGCGAAACGGGAUAUUAGCCAUGAUGGCGUCUAGCUAUAACGCAAAGGAGGAAGACGGUCACCACUCCGGGGCCUCCGGGCCUGGCGGCGGUGGGGCUAUCAAGAGCAAGAAGCCGGACAACACAGCCUUCAAACAGCAAAGGCUGCCCGCUUGGCAGCCCAUCCUCACCGCGGGCACGGUGCUGCCCGCUUUCUUCGUCAUUGGUCUCAUCUUCAUCCCCAUCGGCAUCGGGCUCUUCGUCACUUCGAACAACAUCAAAGAAUUCGAGAUUGAUUACACUGGCAUUGACAUGUCUAGUCCCUGCUUCAACUGUUCUCAGACGUACAGCUGGAACAGCACAAAGCCUUGUAUGUGCUCUGUCCCUUUUACACUGGACCAGCCCUUUGAGAGCAAUGUCUUCAUGUACUACGGGCUUUCCAACUUCUACCAGAAUCACAGGCGGUAUGUGAAAUCGAGAGAUGACAGCCAGCUGAACGGUGACAAAUCCUCGCUGACGAACCCCAGCAAGGAAUGUGAACCGUACCGCGUGAAUGAAGACAAGCCCAUUGCCCCCUGUGGUGCUAUUGCCAACAGCCUGUUUAAUGACACCUUGGAAUUAUUUUACAACAACCCCAAUGGCAGCUUAACCCCUAUUGACCUGUCCAAGAAGGGGAUUGCCUGGUGGACAGACAAGAAUGUGAAAUUUAGAAACCCGGGUGGAUCAAACUCUAACCUGACUGCGGUUUUCCAAGGUACUGCGAAGCCUGUGAACUGGCGCAAGCCGGUCUACGAGCUCGACAGUGACCCGGACAACAACGGUUUCAUCAAUGAAGACUUCAUAGUGUGGAUGCGCACUGCAGCCCUGCCGACAUUCCGCAAACUGUACCGCAUAAUCGAGAAGAAGAACAACCUGAUUCCCACUCUGCCUAGAGGCAACUACACCUUAAGGGUCACCUACAACUACCCUGUGCGCAGUUUUGAAGGCCACAAGCGAAUGAUCCUGAGUACCAUCUCCUGGAUGGGAGGAAAGAACCCAUUUUUGGGCAUUGCCUACAUCACUGUGGGCUCUGUCUGCUUUUUCCUGGGUGUUGUUCUGCUGAUAAUACACCACAAAUAUGGAAAUCGCAAUAACAGUGCCGACAUUCCCAACUAAGCCUGCUGAGGAACGUACUGUGCAUGCGCGGUCCAGUUUGGACCACUAGCUAAUAAAGUUUAAAAGCACUGGUUUUCCUUAACGGCGUCUGUCUUUUUGAUACACUUGUGUAUUUUAUGUAUAGAGGUGGACCACUAUGUUUUCAGCAAAUGAUGGGAAAAUACCAGAAAAGAUAGUCCUUUGAUGAAUUUAAAAUAUUUAAAAGCUGUUUAUUCUUUAACUUUCUUACAAAAAAAGUCUGUUCUGUCUUUCCUUGGUUUCAUUGAAACAGCAUGGGAAUCUUCUGAAAGCGAUGGUCCGUCUCUAUUGAUAAAACUAUUCAGAAAAUACAUUUGCGAAAGAUGCAGAAUUUAAGCUGACUUUAUACUGAAUUAAAGCAAUGCUUCCAAUAUCCAGUCCUGGGGCCCAUACACCUGCUGUUAAUUGUUCCAGCCCAACUCUCACUUAUACAAUUGAACCCUAAAUGAAUGGACUGAAUAACAGGACUCAUUUGAAGUCUUUUGAUUGUUUUCAGGUGUUGCGUAUGCUGGAGGCUGUCUUUUAACUCUUGUUUCGUAAGUAACUUGAAAUUCCAGACUUUGAGUAGAAAACCAAAGUUGAAAAUAAUUUAAAGAAGCAACUUAAUUUAAGCUAAGUAAUUCAGUUUUAAUUUAAUUUAAGUAAUUCAAUUUAGCUGGAAUAAAAAUGGGCAGGUUUGUGGACCUCAAAGACCAGGAUUGGGAACCUCUCCAUUAAAGAAUAUGGCUGUUAAUGUUUCUAAACAUGAAUUUAAAAACAUUCCCGCUGAUUUGGCAUGUUCUUUGCUGGGUGAAUGUACUACUCUGAUUUAUUUAUUUUGUUAUUUUUUACCUCAGAGGCCAGUUAUUAUGGGCUUUGCUGUGAAUCGCACCAAAAUGUAAUGACGUCUUGUUCCAUUUCAUUUUGAGUUGAUGUGUUACAAGUCCAUAGUGAUGGCAACAACCAGAAUUUGUAAUUUUUUUAAAUACUGUCUAGUCAGUUUUAAGAUACAUGUUCUGUUUUCUGUAAAGAACAGAGUGUCCUUUUUCUAAGUUAUAGUAUGCCUGGGAAAAUGUUGUGACUUUAUCAUGUAUGAAGAGAGCACCUUGAAAUGUACUGCUUAAUGUGUUAAUUGAAAAUUAGGAAUUUUAAAAUAAAUGUUAUUGGAAGUAUGUCACCUGUUAAGUCAAGAUGAAUACAUUUGAAAUUACUUUGAAAAUUAAAUUAGACAAUUUACACCUCUUCUCCCAAUAUGGCACUACCCUGCAAAUUCACAACAUUCACCAAAUAACUUGCACUUUACGGUUGCGGUUGACAUUUUAUUAUGUACAAUAUCUUCUUUUAAAAAUAAAUGUGUUUUCUUUGGCCUGUAUAAUUGUUGGUUUUGGAUUUUGUAAAGAAGAUUUUGUCCUGAAGAAUUUUUUAUCGGUCACCAGUGAAUGGAAAAUAAAUGUGGAAAACUGCU
Molecule: messenger RNA, 2815 nt
Organism: Lepisosteus oculatus (spotted gar)
Lineage: Eukaryota; Metazoa; Chordata; Actinopteri; Semionotiformes; Lepisosteidae
Product: cell cycle control protein 50A
Cellular component (GO): plasma membrane; endoplasmic reticulum; Golgi apparatus
Source: RefSeq, a predicted model, not a curated record